Messenger RNA from Impatiens glandulifera, 1759 nucleotides. Its product is annotated as carotenoid cleavage dioxygenase 8 homolog B, chloroplastic. The record is from RefSeq and is a predicted model, not a curated record. Gene Ontology annotation, cellular component: chloroplast. Lineage: Eukaryota; Viridiplantae; Streptophyta; Magnoliopsida; Ericales; Balsaminaceae. The coding region runs from base 67 to 1614 and encodes 515 amino acids. The transcript is spliced from 6 exons. Gene Ontology annotation, biological process: carotene catabolic process. Gene Ontology annotation, molecular function: carotenoid dioxygenase activity.
GCUCAUCUCAAAGACAUCAGUCCAAAAGGGUCGUUUCGACGUACAACUAAACUCGACGAAUUGAUUAUGAAUAAAAAGAAACUAAGUUUAAUAACCAACGUAGCGGGUUAUAAGUUUCCGGUAGUGGCUCCUCCUCAAGAACUCGCCGGAAAAAAUCAGAAACUGGCGGCGUGGACGAGCAUCCGACAAGAGAGGUGGGAAGGGGAGCUGACUGUUCAAGGAGACAUUCCUCUUUGGCUAAACGGGACGUACCUAAGAAAUGGACCCGGUUUAUGGCACCUAGAAGAUUAUAAUUUUCGUCACAUGUUCGAUGGUUACGCUACUCUAGUGCGCCUUCAAUUUGAAAAUGGUCGCAUCAUAAUGGGUCAUCGUCAGAUCGAAUCUGAAGCCUACAAAGCUGCUCAGAAGAACAAGAAACUGUGUUACCGAGAAUUCUCCGAGGUUCCAAAGACUGAGAGUUUCUUGUCCUAUAUAAGCGACUUAGCCAAUCUAUUAUCAGGUGCAUCACUAACGGAUAACUCUAAUACUGGAGUCGUGAAAUUGGGAGACGGGCGGGUAGUAUGUUUGACCGAGACGGUUAAAGGGUCGAUUGUAGUUAACCCUGAUACGUUGGACACAUUGGGAAAAUUUGAGUAUAGUGAUAAUUUAGGGGGGUUAAUUCACUCGGCCCAUCCUAUUGUCACGGAUUCGGAUUUUUGGACCUUGUUGCCCGAUUUGAUUAGUCCUGGUUACUUGGUUGUGCGAAUGGAUCCGGGUUCGAACGAGAGAAGGCUCAUAGGUCGAGUGGAUUGUCGAGGUGGACCUGCCCCGGGGUGGGUCCACUCGUUCCCUAUGACAGAACAUUAUAUAAUUGUGCCCGAAAUGCCCUUAAGGUAUUGUGCCCAAAAUUUGCUAAGGGCAGAGCCCACGCCUCUAUACAAGUUUGAGUGGCAUCCUGAGUCCAAAGGUUUCAUGCAUGUUAUGUGCAAGGCUAGUGGCAAAAUUGUGGCUAGUGUGGAGGUGCCAUUGUUCGUGACAUUUCACUUUAUCAAUGCAUAUGAAGAGACCGAUGGAGAUGGAAGGGUGACUAGUGUCGUGGCUGAUUGUUGCGAGCACAAUGCCGAUGCGUCCAUCUUGGAAAAGUUAUGUCUUAAGAAUCUAAGGUCGUCAUUGGGAAAAGACGUCUUACCCGAUGCAAGGGUUGGGAGAUUCACAAUACCUUUGGAUGGAAGUCCUUAUGGGACUCUUGAGGCAGCAUUAGAGCCAAAUGAGCAUGGAAGAGGAAUGGAUAUGUGUAGCAUAAACCCUAACUUUUUGGGGAAGAAAUAUAGAUAUACUUAUGCAUGUGGUGCCCAACGACCAUGCAACUUCCCAAAUACCAUUACCAAGAUUGAUCUUGUAAAUAAGAAGGCAAAGAAUUGGCAUGAUCCCGGUUCUAUUCCCUCGGAGCCAUUCUUCGUGCCUCGACCCGGCGCAACUGAGGAAGACGAUGGGGUUGUGAUCUCAAUGAUAAGUGACAAAAACGGGGAAGGCUAUGCUUUGAUAUUAGAUGGAUCGACAUUCGAAGAAAUUGCCAGAGCAAAGUUCCCUUAUGGCCUUCCAUAUGGACUCCAUGGGUGUUGGGUACCCAAGUAAAGAUUUCAUCUUCCUAAUGCAUCAAAUAAAUGUAGUGAUAUGUUGUUCUUAAAUUCCUUAUUAUUGAGAACAAUGUCAAUAUUAAUUGGUGGAGAUAUAAAUUUAGUGUGUGAGAAAAUUACAAAAAUGUGUAAUAUUAAGAAAU